Messenger RNA from Mauremys mutica (yellowpond turtle), 2065 nucleotides. RefSeq names its product dihydropyrimidinase (gene DPYS). Gene Ontology annotation, molecular function: dihydropyrimidinase activity. The record is from RefSeq and is a predicted model, not a curated record. Gene Ontology annotation, biological process: pyrimidine nucleobase catabolic process. The transcript has 10 exons. The coding region runs from base 296 to 1813 and encodes 505 amino acids. NCBI's taxonomy places the organism in Eukaryota, Metazoa, Chordata, Testudines, Geoemydidae. Gene Ontology annotation, cellular component: cytosol; cytoplasm.
AAUAACUUGACAUGCUGAGAGAAGUGGACUGGUGAGGGAGAGUGGGCAGCAAAGCACCUUUCAGGAGGAACUGCUGGGAUCAGUUUUAGAGGAACCACCAGGAAUCUGUCUGCUUCAUUCCAAAGGAAUGCAUGCAGAGUGUUCUUGUUCUCCCAGUCUGUAUUCCUGCUAGGGCUGUAUUCCUGCAGAAGAGAAGCCUGAGCCUGAUGCCUAAUAGUGCCACAGCUUCUCCUGCUGUCUUCAGAACUCAGGCUCCACUGCUGGGCACAUUUGCAAGGAGCCUGCAGCAAAAGCCAUGGCUCCCCUACUUCAGAGGAUUUUGAUCAAAGGGGGGACAGUGGUGAAUGAUGACUGCUCGCAGCUGGCUGAUGUGUAUGUGGAGGAUGGAAUAGUGCGGGCAGUGGGACCACACCUGCAGCUUGAGGCACCUGCUGGGCUCCAAGUUAUAGAUGCUUGCAACAGACUGGUGCUGCCUGGGGGGAUUGAUACCCACACACAUAUGCAGUUCCCCUUCAUGGGCACCCAGUCCAAAGAUGACUUCUACCAGGGAACAAAGGCUGCUCUAGCAGGAGGCACCACUAUGAUCAUUGACUUUGCAAUACCUCAGAAAGGCUGUUCCCUUGUUGAAGCCUAUGACACGUGGAGGAGCUGGGCAGAUCCUAAAGUCUGCUGUGAUUACGCACUGCAUGUGGCAGUUACAUGGUGGAGCAGCAAGGUCAAGGAAGAAAUGAGAAUUCUUGCUGAAGACAAAGGGGUCAACUCCUUCAAGAUGUUUAUGGCCUAUAAAGAUCUGUAUAUGAUUGGAAAUAGUGAACUAUAUGCAGCUUUUUCCCAGUGUAAGCAAAUUGGAGCAAUUGCUCAGGUCCAUGCAGAGAACGGGGAUUUGAUUGCAGAGGGUGCAAAGAAGAUGUUAGCACUGGGGAUAACUGGCCCUGAGGGACAUGAACUGAGUCGUCCCGAAGAGGUGGAAGCAGAAGCCACAAUGAGAGCAAUCACCAUAGCAAACGCAGUGAACUGCCCUCUUUAUGUCGUUCAUGUAAUGAGCAAAUCUGCAGCGAAGGUGAUAGCUAAUGCACGAAGAGAAGGGAAGGUAGUAUAUGGGGAGCCUAUUGCUGCUAGUCUUGGUACAGAUGGCACUCACUACUGGCAUAAAGAAUGGCAUCACGCCGCAGGAUAUGUCAUGGGACCGCCACUGAGGCCAGACCCUUCAACACCUGAUUUCCUCAUGAACUUACUGGUCAAUGAUGACCUAACUGUGACAGGGACUGACAACUGCACCUUUGACAUCUGCCAGAAAGCUCUGGGGAAGGAUGAUUUCACUAAGAUCCCUAAUGGAGUGAAUGGUGUAGAGGACAGGAUGUCUGUCAUAUGGGAAAAAGGAGUGCACUGCGGUAAAAUGGAUGAAAACAGAUUUGUAGCUGUUACCAGCACAAAUGCAGCUAAAAUCUUUAACCUUUACCCGAGGAAGGGAAGAAUUGCUGUGGGUUCUGAUGCUGACAUCAUUAUUUGGGACCCAAAAGCUACAAGGACUAUAUCUGCAAAGACACAUCACCAUGCCAACAAUUUCAAUAUAUUUGAAGGAAUGAUCUGCCAUGGGCUCCCAGUUGUGACAAUUUCAAGAGGCAAAGUGGUGUACAAAGAUGGAGUUUUCAAUGUCACAGCAGGAGACGGAAAAUACAUUACACGUAAACCAUUCCCUGAAUAUGUCUACAAAAGAAUCAAGCAGCAGGAUGAGGUUUGCCAGCCUGUCCCUGUUGAGCGAGCACCAUAUGGAGAAGUGGGCUCAGUCCAGUCCAGCAGGGGAGGAAAAUAGACGUAUCCCUAAAGCGUGUCUCUCCCAGAUAAAACCAGAUGAAAAUCAUCCUGCUUGCCCCAUCUAAGCAAUGCAUUCUGGUGCCCGUCGUGAGCAAGUCCAGCAUCAACUUUUGAAGAGCCAAAAUUUACCAGCUGCAAAAAUAGGCACUACAGAUCUUAAUAUGCUUUAAUGAGUGAAUGUUGUCAUUCUGGUAAUUGCUUUGAAGGAAUUUAGUUAAUUGAACCAAACAUUUAUAACAGCAGAGUAACA